Messenger RNA from Scutellospora calospora, 213 nucleotides. NCBI's taxonomy places the organism in Eukaryota, Fungi, Glomeromycota, Glomeromycetes, Diversisporales, Gigasporaceae. The record is from the annotation of a GenBank genome assembly.
UAUGCUAAACUUCGUGAGUAUAAUAACAAAAAGAAGAAAAUGGCCCAGAAAAGACAGGAAAAUAUGAAUAUGUUAAAUGAGGCGGAUGAUAUUGAACAUAGUUCGAAUGAGAAUAGUGAUCAAGAUAAGAAUGAAAGGAUAGAUAAGGAGCAAGGUUUGGAUGAAUACAGUAAUGAGAGGGAGAAUGAGAUAGAUGAAGAGGAAAGAACAUGA